AUGGCCCUCCUUCAUCACUGGACCGUUGCAACAAGCCUCGAGCUAUUUAAGGGUGACGACAAACACCACUUCUGGCAGAUCAUGGUCCCACAGACGGGAUACGAGCAUCCAUUCGUGAUGAAUGCCAUUCUCAGCCUGGCUGCCCUGCAUCGAGCAUAUCUCAUCCGACCAGACAGGCACGGUCACAUGGCAGACGCCGCCGUUCACCACACAAAUGCUCUAAGGGGGUUCCAAGAAGCCCUGAGCCAUGUGAGUGACGAGAACAGCGAGGCCUUAUUUAUCUGGUCAACUCUUAACCUGAUAUACGUGUUUGGCAUCUCAGGGCGGCUGAGUGACGCCCUGGAUCCUCACUCUAACUUUCCGAGUCGCAAAGACCGUAUGUUUGGGGUUGAAUGGAUACCCAUGGUCACUGGUAUUCAAACUGUUGUGAAGCAAAAUCACAAGGUCCUAAAAGCCGGUCGACUUGGAAAGUUUAUGACCGUCGGUAACUGGGGGGAGAUGGAUCCAGAUGCCAACCCCAAUCCCGAAGACCAGCAUCUCUGUGAUCUGCGGAGUUGUUGGGAUGGCACUCCCGACGCACCAACCUACGAAGAGGCCUUGAGGAUACUCAGGAAGUGCAGGCUAUUCAUGGCCCGGUUCUCGGGCGACGGAAUCGAUCCGCUUGAAGAAGCUGGGUUCAGCCGGCUUUGGUCUGGGCCUUUGCUCUUCAUCAUAUUCGCUCCCCAAGCCUACUUGACUCUUCUACAUCAGAGGCAGCCCCCGGCACUGAUCCUGUUUGCCUUUUUUGGUGCGCUGCUACGCGAACUGGAUGAUUACUGGUUCCUGGAGGGGUGGGGGAGGGAUAUUGUCGAGGUUAUCGACGACCUGUUGGGGAGUUACUGGAGACCCUGGAUUGCAUGGCCUUCAAAGGUUACCGGCUUGUGCUAA
Messenger RNA from Fusarium falciforme, 927 nucleotides. Its product is annotated as Zn(2)-C6 fungal-type domain-containing protein. Gene Ontology annotation, biological process: regulation of transcription by RNA polymerase II. The record is from RefSeq and is a predicted model, not a curated record. Gene Ontology annotation, molecular function: DNA-binding transcription activator activity, RNA polymerase II-specific. The transcript has a single exon. The coding region runs from base 1 to 927 and encodes 308 amino acids. Lineage: Eukaryota; Fungi; Ascomycota; Sordariomycetes; Hypocreales; Nectriaceae.